Messenger RNA from Alexandromys fortis (reed vole), 4765 nucleotides. RefSeq names its product kringle containing transmembrane protein 1 (gene Kremen1). Lineage: Eukaryota; Metazoa; Chordata; Mammalia; Rodentia; Cricetidae. The record is from RefSeq and is a predicted model, not a curated record. Gene Ontology annotation, cellular component: plasma membrane. The coding region runs from base 113 to 1534 and encodes 473 amino acids. Gene Ontology annotation, biological process: multicellular organism development; Wnt signaling pathway. The transcript is spliced from 9 exons.
CCGGGCGGGGCGGGGCGACGCUGAGCUCCGUCUUGCUCCCAUGGCCGUCCCCGGCUCACGGUGCUGCCCCCUCUGCCCCGGGCCGCGCCCGGGGGUCCCGCACUGACGGCCCAUGGCGCCGCCCGCCGCCCGCCUCGCGCUGCUCUCCGCCGCUGCGCUCACUCUGGCGGCCCGGCCUGCGCCCGGCCCCCGCCCCGGCCCCGAAUGUUUCACAGCCAAUGGUGCAGAUUACAGGGGAACACAGAGCUGGACAGCACUGCAGGGCGGGAAGCCAUGUCUGUUCUGGAACGAAACAUUCCAGCAUCCCUACAACACGCUGAAGUACCCCAGCGGGGAAGGUGGAUUGGGUGAGCAUAACUAUUGCAGAAAUCCAGAUGGAGAUGUGAGCCCCUGGUGCUAUGUGGCGGAGCAUGAGGACGGCGUCUACUGGAAGUACUGCGAUAUUCCUGCCUGCCAGAUGCCUGGAAACCUUGGCUGCUACAAAGAUCAUGGAAACCCACCUCCUCUCACUGGCACCAGUAAAACAUCCAACAAGCUCACCAUACAGACCUGCAUCAGCUUUUGUCGGAGUCAGAGGUUCAAGUUUGCCGGGAUGGAGUCGGGCUACGCAUGCUUCUGCGGGAACAAUCCUGACUACUGGAAGCACGGGGAGGCAGCCAGCACUGAGUGCAAUAGUGUCUGCUUUGGGGACCACACACAGCCCUGUGGUGGAGACGGCAGGAUUAUCCUCUUUGACACUCUCGUGGGCGCCUGCGGUGGGAACUACUCAGCCAUGGCAGCCGUGGUCUACUCUCCUGACUUCCCAGACACCUAUGCCACCGGGAGGGUCUGCUACUGGACUAUCCGGGUCCCAGGAGCCUCUCACAUCCAUUUCAACUUCACCUUAUUUGAUAUCAGGGAUUCCGCAGACAUGGUGGAGCUGCUGGACGGCUACACCCACCGUGUCCUGGUCCGCUUCAAUGGAAGGAACCACCCGCCCUUGUCCUUUAAUGUCUCUCUGGAUUUUGUCAUUUUGUAUUUCUUCUCUGAUCACAUCAAUCAGGCCCAGGGAUUUGCUGUCUUUUACCAAGCCACCAAGGAAGAACCACCACAGGAGAGGCCUCCAGUCAACCAGACACUGACAGAGGUGAUCACCGAACAAGCCAACCUCAGCGUCAGUGCUGCCCACUCUUCCAAAGUCCUCUAUGUCAUCACCACCAGCCCCAGCCACCCACCGCAGACUGUCCCAGGUAGCCAUUCCUGGGCACCAUCAGUUGGGGCCAGCAGCCACAGAGUGGAAGGAUGGACCGUGUAUGGCCUGGCAACCCUCCUCAUCCUCACAGUCACAGCCGUCGUUGCCAAGAUCCUUCUGCAUGUCACAUUUAAGUCUCAUCGUGUUCCUGCUUCGGGAGACCUUAGGGACUGUCGUCAAUCAGGGGCUUCUGGGGAGAUCUGGACCAUUUUCUAUGAACCUUCCACUACAAUCUCCAUCUUUAAGAAGAAGCUCAAGGGCCAGAGCCAACAAGAUGACCGGAACCCCCUUGUGAGUGACUGAAGCCACACCACACUGAGACAGGAGGCUGCUCCUGAGCUGAAGGUUGCUGGGGUCCUGCUGCAGGGGCGCAGUGGCUGGAGUCCUCCAUCACAUGCAUUUAGGCUGGACACUCGGAGCUCGGCCCCUGGCCUGCAGCUCUGCCAAGACUGGGGCUGAGUUGACAGGACACAGCUGGACCUGAUUCUAGACAACUGUUGGGUGGUGGGUAGUUUAAUGUGUGAUGCGUUUUUAUUUUCUAUUUUGACCGUGUAUGGAUCAGUUUCCCCUGAUCUUUACAGUUUGGAACAGAGCCAGACUGAAGAAAUUCUCGGGUUUUCUUGAAGGCUGGCCUGGUUCCCUGCCAGAUGUGGUCGUCUAGCUGUUAGCACCUCAGAGUGCACAGAGGCCCAGUGCCCUGGUCCAGGCCUGCAACGUUCUCUCUGAUGCCGACUAAGAUGUGCCUCAUCUAGUCUGAGGGGACUGAGAACAGGGUCACACUAGAUGUCUUCUUUCUAGAGGCCUGCAGGGCUAACCUGGGGAUUGAGCACAAAAUAUCCACCUGUUUGUCCAUGGGGCGACACAGUAAACUGCUUGUGUACUAGACUUACCUAGCCUGGCCCCCAAGCAGUUCACAGGUCUGUGGAAUCUGAACUCAGCCUGUCCCUCUGUCCUCUCAGCUAACUUCGAGUUCAAAACAAGGAGUUUAAAGGCUGUAGCAUAGUGUGGGGGCUGUAGCUCAGUGGUAGAGAGCUUGCCUUGCAUACACGAGUCCCUAAGAUCAAUGCCAAUACUGCCAAAAAAAAAAAAAAAAGAGAGAGAGAGAGAAACUGUAGCAUAGCCUGUGGGCAGCAUCCUGUGAUGAGACAGAGACCUGUGGAUCCUACAUGAGGUGUCUACCAUUUUAAAAGAAGACCACAAACUACCAAGAGCUAUGUCCUUUGUCCCUUAUCAGGGGGACAGAGUAGUUAGGGUAAGGGCUCUUGUCUUGUCCUGUCACUCUGCCCCUUAGACAGGGAGGCAGACUACGGAAGCUGGCAAAAGGAAAAGGCAGAGCCUGGGAACUGGAGAUCUUUCCAGGAGAGGCUGAAAGAUUUAGAGUCCCAGUUACAGUGCCGCCAGUUGUGAGAGGAAGGGCCACCCCUGAUGGAGAAGCCCUGCAAUCUGGAAGUGACCUUGGUCAGCAGUAGCUGAGAGGAACAACCUGUGCCCUGAAGGGGACCCUGGUCGCUCUCUUGUCAGCACUUGAGCUUUGGAGCUGUGGGCCUCUGAUCUCCUGGGUGCCCUCCUGGAGCACUACUUACCUCUCCUGCGUCUCUAAGCCGCUGCCAUUGAGGCCUCUUGUAGGGUUGGCCAGCCCGUCAGUAACUGGCUGCUCCCAGGUAAGAGGACUAUAUGGGACCAUGGGGGAGCAUCCUCAGGGAGAGGCAGUGACCAGAGCUGAUGGAUAGAGAGGCAACUGGAGGGGGAAACUGUGACUCUACAGCGGGCCAGGGGUGCUGUCCAGCUCCCAUGGGAGGCCUGCAGGGUACAGAGCUGCUGGGGGUCAUCUGGAAAAGCGGCAGGCGCCACAGUCUGAAGACAGGCUGACCACGCACAAGGACCGCUGGAAAUAGACUGACAGGAGCAGGUUCCAGGCCAGGCUGUUCAUAGCGUGUGUGGGAGCCUCGGAAAGCAAGUGUUAAGUCACAGAGCACCAUGUGGGCUCUCCAGGGAAGGCUCAGCUGGCCAGGACAUUUGUCUAGCUCUGCUCACUGGCACCACCGCUCACCUGCUUCUCCACAUCGCAGGCUCAGGAAGGAGGAAGCUGCCCCGGUGGUGGCAGCUACAGCUCAGCUGCCCUUCACUGCCGUCCUCAGGAAGGGCAGUGGACGUGCCCACACUCCUUGCUGCUGGCCCGGGCACAGCCCAGCACCCCAGUAUGCACUUCCUCUUGGGGACCAGCCCCAGGAAACACAAGCCCACCUUACCAUAGCAUGGGGCAGUGGGAAGCUGUGAAUCGCCCGGGCCAGGUCCCCAGCAAUGAUAGCACACUGUGAGUCUGUCAGCGGCUUGUGUACCAGUGGGGGAAACACGGAGAGGUGGGCAGCCCGAAGCUGAGUGUGCUGGGGGCAGGGGUGUUUGAGUCGAGGCGGGUGGAGAUCGCCGGAGGAGGAGAGCAGCACAAAAGACUGCGGAGACCCUCAGAGACCUAGGUGUGGGCACAGCUAGACCCAGCGGUCCCACUGCUGGAAAAGUAGACAGUAGGGAGAAGCCUGUGUCUUCCCCACGUCCCACAGCAUGGGGCUACGGCUGCCUAGGGUGGGCAAGGUGACCAGACCUCUGACUUCCCCAACUAUGAGCCCCUGCUGCAGAUUCCUCAGCCAGAAGCUCUCAAAGAUCAAAGCUCUGGCAGGUACCGCUGUCCUGACCCUGAGCCAGCCCAUGGGAUGUGCCUGGGCCAGGUGCCAGCCCACGUCCCAAUGUCAGCCCAGGCAGGACCCCACCUGACCCUCCUCAGCCACUGGCCUGACACCAGCAGGACUUGUCCAGCUGCUGCCAGCAUGGGGACAGUCCCCACUUAACCUUCAAGAGCACUUAGAAGCAGAUGGCCUUCCAACUCUGCCGGCCUAUCUGCAGGGCCCACAUUGGGCUCCUCACUCCACAGCCCUCCGUGGGGCUUCUCUGGGGGUUGGAAUCUCCUGUUUGGAGUUUGAUGUCCACUUUGGGUGCUGCCUUGGGAACCUCUGUCCUCACCCUCCCCCCAGGCCGCUCUCAGCCUAGCUGCUGUAGUAUGAGGUGGGGGACUUGUCAGACCCACCAGCCACCCGCGUUGGCCAGCAGAGCCAUGUUGGAACUGAGUGCGCUGGCUGAGGCUGAGUGGGCAGAGGGACAGUAGGAGGUGAUUCUCCCCCGUCAGAGGGAAGUAUACAAGGGAUCCUUUCUUGCCAACACAGGGAGCUGCCAUCCCUGCCACCCUCAUGGCACCAAGACCUUCCCCUUUCCAAACUCUCCCUCCAGCAGGGAUCUGACUUUGGACAACAAGGCUUUAUUUGUAAAUAUGCUCUUAAUAUACAACGUUGAGAACAGAACAGAAACAUCGUGUAUUUUAAAGUAUAAAAUGAAGUGUGACACACUGUAUACAAUUUAAUAUAUAUUUUUAGGAUUUUGUUAUUUAAGAAAAUGGAAUGUGAUGGUACUUAACUUUUACAAAAGAGAGAAAAAUGUUAUUUUUACUGUUUGAAGAAAAUAAAUAUUCUCAUUGUUGUAGAAACA